AUGGUCGCGUUUAUCGUAGGCAACAGCCAUCCCGCCAUCCCCGUUUCCGCCAUCCCUACUUCGGGAGAAUUAUCCGCCAAUCCCGCCGCAUCUCCCGCCGGCUCCGCCGCCGCCGCGACCUGCGGUUGCGCAAGCAGGUCGUGCAAGCCGACGAAUUUAGACCGGACGGAUGGAGAGCAGGUUUCGGAUCCUAGCCGUCAGAUCAAUUGUUGCGGAACCGACGGUCAAGAUGCAGGGAAACGUACGGAGCUGAUUCCAGGCUUGCCCGAUGACGUGGCAGUCAAGUGCCUCGCUCGCGUGUCGAUCGUCUGCCACCACAGCUGCAGGGCCGUCUCCCGCACAUGGCGCGCGCUCUUCUCCUCGCUGCUCCUCUUUGCCGCCCGGCGAAUCGAGGGACGGCAGGAGCAGCUGCUCGCGCUCUUCCACGGGGAUCCCUCCGUUUCGGGCGGCUGGCUGCUGCACCAAUCACAGCGCGACACGUGUCCCUCAUCCAACCACUCACAGCGCGGCGACACUUGUCCCUCACCCUCGUCCAACCAAUCACGCAGUCCCACGUGGCGCCGCCGGCGCAUUCCCCCCAUGACCCCCACGCUCAACACCUACGGGUUGUCGGGAUACGGCCUGGCUGCUGCUGACACGUGUCUCUUUCUGAUUGGAGGGACGGUCUUCGACGCCACUGCCUAUCCAUCCGAUCGGCCUGUCCCAACGUCCCGAGUGUUCUCCUUUGAUCUCGUUUCCAACCAAUGGCGCCAGUGUGCUUCCAUGGCGGAUCCUAGGGCUUCGUUCGCAUCUGCCUCCCUCCCUUCUCCUCUGCUUGUCUCUUCCAACAUUAGCAGCAGCAGCGGCGGCGGCGGCGGCGGCGGCAGCGGCGGCGGCAGCGGCGGCGGCGGCAGCAGCAGGAACAGCACGGGUUUGUCAAUCAAGAGAGUUGGCAGAUCUGUGGUGGCAGGGGAAAUGGAGUGCACGGUUAAUAAGGGAGCAGUUUUAGUGGCAGGGGGGAGUCACAGCCCGGCUCCUGCUAUGGCCGGCAGUGUCCAGCUGGCAGCCGCUGAGUGGUAUGACGUGGCAAGUGACACGUGGCAUCCUCUCCCGCCUCUGCCAGAGGCCAGAGGAGGCUGUGUGGGCGCGCUAGUGUCUUCGCCUGCUGGCAGCUGUGAGAGCAUGGGGAGCAGAUGUGACAGUAGCAGGAGCAGGUGUGACAGUACCAGGGCUAGAUGUGACAGGAGCAGCAGGGGCAGAUGUGACAAUAGCGAGGGUAGCUGCAGGGGGGAAUGCGGCAGCGGCAGUGAGAAUAACGCGAUGCUGGUGGUGGUGGGAGGGUUUGGGUCGGAACCGGACUGGCAGGUACCAGCUGGAGUGGUGGGUGCUGCCGCUCCUGUCAGGCCAGUCCGAGCCUUUCUCCCCUCUGCUGGUGCUUGGGUCUCAACCCCCUUGGAUGCCUCAACCCCCUCAGACGUCUCGAAUCCGUCAAACGUGGCGAUGCCGAAUCCAAACCCCGCAGCUGCUAGGGGCGAGCAGGUUUCGAGUCUCUCCUCUGCUCGUGAGGGUGGGUUGAGUCUCGCAGCAGCAGCAGCAGAGGCAAUGAGCGGGGUGUGUUUGCCGGUGGAGCGGCGCAGUGCAGGCCCGGUGGCAGUGCUGCAUGGGCGGCUGUACAUGCUGGCUGCUCUUUUUGAUCCCCGCCACUCGUUCCUUCUUCGGCUGCGGCCGUGCCAGGCGCCUUCCCCCCCAGCAGCACGCCUACUGCCCCAUGACUAA
Closterium sp. Yama58-4 is the source of this 1755-nucleotide messenger RNA. The record is from the annotation of a GenBank genome assembly. NCBI's taxonomy places the organism in Eukaryota, Viridiplantae, Streptophyta, Zygnematophyceae, Desmidiales, Closteriaceae.